This is a messenger RNA of Rhododendron vialii, 1100 nucleotides long. Its product is annotated as spliceosome-associated protein 49. Bases 200 to 769 code for a protein of 189 amino acids. Lineage: Eukaryota; Viridiplantae; Streptophyta; Magnoliopsida; Ericales; Ericaceae. The transcript is spliced from 4 exons. Gene Ontology annotation, molecular function: RNA binding. The record is from RefSeq and is a predicted model, not a curated record.
UCUCCUCUUUACCAACAGAAAUCUCUUUACCAAUUAAACCAAUUGACAGUAAACCACGAACCACUUGGCUACCUUCUUGGCGGUUGUCAGUGCAGUCAAACCCAUCCAAUACUACUGUACUAGUAGUCCAAUAAAUCCCUCUCUCUCUCCUCUCCUUCUCUCUCUAGUGUCGAUUGGGGAGUUUGGGUCUGCAACAGUCAUGUCUGGAAACCCUCGUUGCACAGUGUACGUCGGUAAUUUGGAUGAGAAAGUAAGCGACAGGGUGUUGUAUGAUAUUCUCAUUCAAGCAGGACGUGUGGUGGACUUGUAUAUUCCUCGUGAUAAGGAAACCAAUCGACCAAAAGGUUUUGCCUUUGCGGAGUAUGAGACUGAAGAGAUUGCAGACUAUGCUGUCGGGCUUUUCUCUGGCCUUGUGACUCUCUACAACAGGACAUUGAAAUUUGCGAUAUCUGGGCAAGACAAGCCCUCUGCAAACUUUCCCGGAUCAAAUUCUUCUUUCAGAGCAGGUCCACCCCCUAUUCCCUUUAACAAUAUGGAAGCUUCCCCACACUCCGCAAGAUUACCAACACCUAGUUUGUUUCCUGAACUCCAACUAAAUAAUAGUCCAGUUCCCUCUACUGUGGUACACCAAAGUAAUGGGUAUAGAUCAGAGUUUGAUGGCUACAGUUACGAUCACAGUCGAGGAGUUUUUGGGGCAACAAUGGAUAACAUUAGCCGCUCUAGGUCAAGCCGCUUUGAUAGGAGCCCAGUCGAUUAUCCAUUUAGAUGAUUUUCAAAGAUCAAUAAGUAACAAAUCUCACCUUCAUUUUACCUCUCAAGCAACUCUAACGUAAUCAGUGGUUGUAAGAAAGGAACGUAAUCAGUGGUUGUAAGAAAGGAGCUUCUCGUGGAAGAUACAUAUUUAACUUCAGAUGGUAGUUUGUGUUGCAGGUUUAGUCAGUUGUGUUUAUUUGAUUGCAUUGUGAUUUGGAGACAGAGACUCUAUAUGACAUUGUAUGUGUUGUACUUGUAACCUUAUUCCAUUCCCUCAAGUCGAGUGUUCUGAACUUGAGAAUUGUAAUGGGAUCAUCUAUAAGUUGUUGCUUCCCAGCAUCUUUUCA